AGUAUGUUGACAUUGGAAUUCUAGCAUCUGAUUUGCAGAAAACCUACAGGUGAGCCAAGAUUUGUCUUCUUAUAUUCUGUCUUUGAAAUGUAGAAUAUAUUAGUUUGUUCUUUCACAUUCAUGAUGAAAGUUGUAAUUUUCUUUAUGUUACCUUCAUUACCAGUUGUUGAUUGAAACAACAAGAUUGUUUGCCUCUGCUGAUAUAUUUAAUGGCUCAUAUUUUAUUAAUGCAUUGGCAUUACAAGAUCUAGUUGUGGUUUGGGUUUUUUUAUGGUUUGUUUUUGUUUUCUUGUUUUAAAUAAAAAGCUGCAGACUCGUUGCAGCAUGUUGGGGUUUUCCAUGGUGAGUUUAAAAUAGGGGGGAAAAUAACACCUCGGUGCAGACAUGGGCAGGGAGACAGAGGGUCCAGUAAGACACUAAUACCUUGCUCGGUCUCUCAGCAGGACAAUCAUGUUUUUUUGCCCAGGUAGUCUUUAAUAAGAACCUGUGUGGAAGCUUGGGAAUCAACUUCCCAUGUACUUUUUCCACUGGGAAUGACGUUAUGUUGAGGGAAAAAUCAGUUGGUGUAACCUGUUUUUUUGUGUUUUUUUUUUUUUUCAGUGUAGAUUAUGGACGAAGAAAAAGAAAUGCCUUUAGAAUACAAGUUGCAAAAGGUACAUCUGUUAAUAUUGUGUCCAACAUGUCAAAUUCUUUGACUGUACUUUGGCUGUUAAUUCUUAACAUGGUUGAGCCUUUUCUUGCAGUGUUUGAAAUAAUCAGCAAUGAAAAAGAACGCGAAGAUUUGGCAGUUUUAGAAUCUGAACACGUGGCAAAAAGAGCAAGACAGCAAGAGAAAAAUGAGACUACUGGGAGUGGCACAGAGGACUCUGACUAUGAUGAUUAUCCAGAAGAUCUGUCUACAAAUCAGAUGAACAGCUCCCUGCUAAGCUUAUACAAGAAAGGAAAUCCUGGUUCUGUUCCACCCACUCCAAAAAAUGACCCAGCGGAGACCUCUCCUUGUGUGAGAACAGCACCUCAAACAAGCACCCUCACACCAGAAUCCAGAGGCGAAAGAUGGAUUUCUGAUGGUGGCUGGUUCAUUGAUAAAACUCCUGAUGGGAAAGACUUCUUCAUUGACCUUUCUGAGGAUGGGGAAGGAGAGGAAAAGAGACUGAUUUCUGAGAAAUCAACUGAUUUUUCUGUCUUGGAGAGUGAAAGAAAGAAGACAAAGGGCAGGAGAGCAAAAAGAAAAAAAGGAGAAUUUCCAGAUGUAGAUGGAGAAAUUGAAUCCAUGUUACUUAAGAAAGUGAGAAAUAAGGGUUCAGAGCUUUACCACCCUUCAGUGAAGUUUGAGGAUGUAGGAGGCAAUGAUGAAACAUUAAAGGAAAUAUGCAAGAUGCUCCUUCACAUCCGUCAUCCUGAGGUUUACACCCACUUAGGAGUGGUUCCACCUCGGGGUUUUCUUUUGCAUGGGCCACCGGGAUGUGGGAAGACACUUCUGGCACAGGCAAUUGCUGGGGAACUUGAGCUCCCCAUGUUGAAGGUGGCAGCAACAGAGAUUGUGUCUGGAGUGUCAGGGGAAUCUGAGCAGAAACUGAGGGAACUGUUUGAGCAGGCUGUGUCCAGUGCUCCGUGUGUCCUUUUCAUUGACGAGAUCGAUGCGAUAACCCCAAAGAGAGAAGUCGCAUCGAAGGACAUGGAGAGGAGGAUUGUAGCUCAGUUCCUGACUUGUAUGGAUGACUUGAAUAAUGUGGCUGCCACUACCCAGGUCCUUGUUAUUGGGGCAACAAACAGACCUGACUCCCUGGACCCUGCAUUGAGGAGAGCUGGGAGAUUUGACAGAGAAAUUUGUUUAGGGAUCCCAGAUGAAGGGGCAAGAGAGAAAAUUCUUCGGACUUUGUGUCGAAAGCUGAAGCUCCCGGAAUCGUUUGAAUUCCGUCAUUUAGCACGGCUGACUCCGGGCUAUGUGGGGGCUGAUCUGAUGGCCCUGUGCCGUGAGGCAGCCAUGGGCACAGUCAACAGGGUCCUGAUAACAUCUGGGGAGCACGCACACUCUGGGGGGAGCACAGCUGAAGGAAGCCCAGGGAUAGAAACAGACAUCCUGGUGGAAGAGGGCACCAAGCAACCAGAACUUCCAUCUAAGGAUGAAUUGCAGAGACUUUUGGGUUUGCUGAAGGAGCAGGCCCCCUUGCCUGAGGAGCAGCUGCAGAAGCUGUGCAUUGAGAUGAAUGAUUUUAUUGUUGCACUGUCAUCAGUGCAACCCUCUGCCAAGAGAGAAGGCUUUGUCACAAUCCCUGAUGUGACAUGGGCGGACAUCGGAGCCCUGCAGGAUGUUCGGGAGGAGCUGACUAUGGCAAUAUUGGCACCUGUGCGAAACCCAGAGCAGUUUAAAGCUCUGGGUCUGACUACUCCAGCUGGUGUCCUGCUUGCAGGGCCUCCAGGGUGUGGCAAAACACUGUUAGCUAAGGCUGUGGCAAACGAGUCUGGGCUGAACUUCAUAUCUGUCAAAGGUCCUGAGCUGCUAAAUAUGUAUGUUGGUGAAAGUGAACGUGCUGUACGUCAGGUAUUCCAGCGUGCCAGGAAUUCAGCCCCCUGUGUUAUAUUCUUUGAUGAAGUUGAUGCACUGUGCCCUCGGAGGUCUGACCAUGAAUCAGGAGCCAGUGUGCGGGUAGUGAACCAGCUCCUUACAGAGAUGGAUGGGCUGGAGAAUCGGCAGCAGGUUUUCAUUAUGGCUGCCACAAACAGGCCAGAUAUAAUUGACCCAGCUAUCCUGCGUCCUGGUAGGCUGGAUAAAACACUCUAUGUGGGUUUACCACCACCUGAAGAUCGACUUGCUAUUUUAGAGACCAUCACCAAAGAUGGCACCCGGCCUCCCCUAGAGAGUGAUGUGAGCCUGAAGGAAAUUGCUUACAGUCAGCACUGUGAUUGUUUCACAGGGGCAGACCUUUCAGCUCUUGUGCGUGAGGCUUCCAUUUGUGCCUUGAGACAGGAAAUGGCCCUGCAGAAUACUCAAACCAAGAAGGGAGAAAUCAGGAUUUCUCAUAAACACUUUGAAGAAGCUUUUAGGAAAGUGAAGUCUUCAGUGUCCAAGCAGGAUCAAAUAAUGUAUGAAGAACUGCAUCAGUCACUGUGCAGCUGAUAUCUCUGGACAGUUCCCAAAAGCAACUAACUUUACACUGGUGAAGAGUUCUGCAGUUCCUGUGCCUGUUUUCAAGAGCCAGGUUGGAAAGAAGCUGUACUAAAUCCAUCUCUCAACUUUUUAUACUGCACCUAGAAAAAAGGUCAUCUCAACCUACAGCAUCCUUAAUUUAACUGUCUCCAGAAUAAAAGAUACAAUACAUGCUCUCUUCUUAUAA
Messenger RNA from Cinclus cinclus, 3335 nucleotides. It is a transcript of the gene NVL, whose product is annotated as nuclear VCP like. The coding region runs from base 542 to 3118 and encodes 858 amino acids. Gene Ontology annotation, cellular component: nucleus. The transcript has 20 exons. Gene Ontology annotation, molecular function: ATP binding; preribosome binding; ATP hydrolysis activity. Gene Ontology annotation, biological process: ribosome biogenesis. Lineage: Eukaryota; Metazoa; Chordata; Aves; Passeriformes; Cinclidae. The record is from RefSeq and is a predicted model, not a curated record.